AUGGCAAAACGUCGAGCAACCUAUCUACCUAGUCCUGCACCUGCAUCCUCCCAAAUCACCAACAUCCCUCUUCCUCAUGCCACCACUCCUCUCAGUCAAUCAAGAUUUAAACGACCCAAGCUCACCCAUACUUCCCAUACCGAUGUUGUGUUAGAACCUUUCUCGUACCCAGAGUCGGAGGAUGAUCAACGAAUUGAAAAUGAUGAUGAUGAUGAUGAUGAUGAUGAACCGGAUGAUAUUCUUCUUACACCUAGAGAAGGGAUCAUUCCCACUGUCACUUCGACAACGAGUAGGAUAAUCUCAAGUAAAUCAACCUUUAUUUCACCGUCACCAUCAAAGAAGACAUUCAGAUUGAAUCCUAAGACAAUCAUCCAUCCGGACGAAAUAGACGUUUUCAUUCCCUUAAACCAUCCCACUUCAACUUCAACUGAUGCUAUCGAUCUACCACUGCCGCCUAGAAUAGAGAUACCUUACAAGUCACCUACGAAGGUCAUACCGAAGAAGAUGAUGAAGAAUGGUAGAAGGGUGUUAAACAAGGAGAUGACAGUGGAUGUACUGGAAGAAGCUAUGGAUUUCCUCUAUGAGAAUUUCACUUCGGAUAGGUUAUCCAAAAAGUAUAAAAUGUCAAAAUCUGAACUUCGAGAUCAAUUCAAUUCAUACUCUUCCCGUCCCGAUGGCUUGAUUCAGAUGAAUAUCCGUAAGAAGGUGAUGGACAUGUUUGGGAUGUAUUUGACGUUCUUAUUGCCUAGUUUGAAUCAUCUAGAUGGGGUUGGGCUCGAUAGGAGUACACAAAAGGAAAGGACGGGAAGCGAUGAAGGAUGGGAGGAAAUGGGUAGGGACGAUAGUUUAGAAGACGGCCGUUCGUUGGAGACAAGGGGAGUCAGAGACGAGUGCGACGAGCAAGGAAGGGAGGAUACCAAGGAGGAAGCCGAAUAUGGCAAUGAAUCUGGCUCGGAGGAUCAGGACGAAGAUGUGGACGAAGACGUAUCGAUGGGAGACGACUAA
Kwoniella botswanensis is the source of this 1005-nucleotide messenger RNA. RefSeq lists its product as uncharacterized. The transcript has 2 exons. The record is from RefSeq and is a predicted model, not a curated record. The coding region runs from base 1 to 1005 and encodes 334 amino acids. Lineage: Eukaryota; Fungi; Basidiomycota; Tremellomycetes; Tremellales; Cryptococcaceae.